UAGGUUUGAUCGGACUGUCAGGGGAUAUUUGACUCAGUAAGUGCUAGAUUGACCCGUUUCUGCAUACACGACAGGCAAACAUGUUUUACGUAUACUCCAGCCUCCUUAUAGCCUGUUUCUGCUGCACUGUUCCCGCUUCGGCCAACACGGAAAGGCUGUGUGAUUAUGACGAUUACCUUCGGGUGGCGGAGUGUUAUAGUGACUGGGGGUACGACUUCACUGUGGUACCUCACCCUGGCGCCGUGAUCUGGAACAUGACCACCCUAGUGGAGUUUUGUAGGACCCCGAGCAGACGACAAGUGUCAGGUUGCUUGAAGGACGCCUUUUCCCGCUGUCAGUUCUCGGAGUGGGAAGAAGAGAACGAGGCCCUCCUCCGUCUCAGUGACAUGUCAGACGUCGCUCUUAAGUUCAUAUGCUCAAAAGCAGACGUGAUAGAGGAGAACAAAGCCUGUAUAGAAUCCGAUGACUACAGCGUAAACAAAUGUAUUCUAGACGCUAGCAAUGAAGCCGAAGGAAGGUUUAUGGAAUUGGCAUUGAGUGGGGAACAAAUGGCCUGGGCUGAAGUCAAGUCAAUCAAACAGAGGCAAGCCAUAACGCUCACAAAAUGUGUAAGGAAUGUACUGAAGAACUGUGAUCAAGAGGUAGCAAUGGUGUUUUCCAACUUUUUCUACGCCGGGUACACGGUCUAUGGCGACGAUUGAGCAAGAUGCUCUUGAGAUCAGUGUCUGAUGUUCCAAAUUCUGAAGCGUGAUCGUCAAAACUGUAUGGUUUAGAAAUGAUGAUUUUGUGACGGGACUAGGAAAGGAUAUGAUGUAUGUCCAUUCGUUCUUGAGAUUGUAAUUCGUGCGGUUAAGUCUUGGAUGAGAAAGGUUUAAAAGCAUUACUCUGAAUUUUACAAAGGAUCAAUCAAAUUUAAUCCUGAUCGAUUUAUAGUUAAAAGUCAUCGAUUAUCUAGAUUAUAAAUAGUAAAAAUCUAUGAAGUAUAUUUACAAGUAGAUGUUCAGAUGUUAUUCAUGUAGUCUUGCCUUGAAUGUACGUGAAUUAAACGAUAAAGGCAUGUUCCAGGCGAAUAAAUAUAUUUACUUUUUUAUUCGAUUGGCUUUUUACGCCAUACUCAAGAAUAUUAUACUUAUACGACAGUGGUCAGCAUUAUGGUGGGGUGAAACCAGGUAGAGCCUGGGGAAACCCAAUUUUAAAAAUAGAUAUCCAAAAACAACAACGGAAUUCUGACGGAACACUAACUUGAUAAACUCCAAAGUAUACACUUUCACUGUUGUUCAUUAAGGAAUCCAUCUGCAUACAUGUUUACACUUGCUUACUGCAGGCAUAUUGAACGUCACAUGAAAACUAGACAGGCCAACACAUUUUGAGGGACUCAUAAAAACGAGAUAUUAAAAAGUCACCUUCGUCCGUUUGACGCGCACUCUGCACAGGCCCAAGUACGUCAUGCCUUGUUUUCAUGUAACUGUUUAUUAGAUGUUAUGACAACACUGCACUCUGCGUGAUUCUACACCAGUGACGUCUAAUGAAUUUCAUUUAAUAUUUAGUGCAUUUUAACCUAAAUCUGCUUAUUCCGUGUAUAUGUGUUUGUCUUUUAACCAAGACUUGUGCACCCAGAUAACAAAAACGUCCCAUCGCUUCAUUGCCCACUUUCCCCAUCGCUCCGUAACCAGAGAAAACAGCGAUGGUCCAUCUGCGCCAUCACACUAAUUUCCUCAGAAUGAAA
Messenger RNA from Liolophura sinensis, 1726 nucleotides. RefSeq lists its product as uncharacterized. NCBI's taxonomy places the organism in Eukaryota, Metazoa, Mollusca, Polyplacophora, Chitonida, Chitonidae. Bases 81 to 701 code for a protein of 206 amino acids. The transcript has 5 exons. The record is from RefSeq and is a predicted model, not a curated record.